This is a messenger RNA of Penicillium antarcticum, 993 nucleotides long. Its product is annotated as NAD(P)-dependent alcohol dehydrogenase. The transcript has a single exon. Bases 1 to 993 code for a protein of 330 amino acids. Gene Ontology annotation, molecular function: alcohol dehydrogenase (NADP+) activity; zinc ion binding. The record is from RefSeq and is a predicted model, not a curated record. Gene Ontology annotation, biological process: alcohol metabolic process. NCBI's taxonomy places the organism in Eukaryota, Fungi, Ascomycota, Eurotiomycetes, Eurotiales, Aspergillaceae.
AUGCCUAUCAAGUUCAGUGUGUACAAGGGUUCCAAGGACGGGAUCCAGCAGACUGAGACUGAGCGACAAGACCUCAAGUCCGAUGAUGUACUCGUUCGCAUUACCCACUCUGGCGUUUGUGGGACUGAUGUUCAUUACCAAGGAGCCGACAUGGCGCUCGGCCAUGAAGGAACCGGUGUAGUAGAAGCGACUGGUCCUGAUGCGCACCUCUUAAAGAAAGGUGAACGUGUGGGGUGGGGUUAUGAACACGAUUGUUGCGGCCACUGCAAGCAAUGCCUCACGGGCUGGGAAACAAUGUGUGGUGAGCGCAAGAUGUAUGGCAGCGCCGAUCUCGACCAGGGAUCCUUUGGUACACAUGCUGUGUGGCGUGAGGCCUUCUUGUUCAAGGUUCCCGACAAUAUGAGUAACGAAGACGCUGGUCCCUUGAUGUGCGGUGGAUCGACUGUCUUCAAUGCACUCACCGUCGCGCAAGUUCGUCCGACCGCUCGCGUCGGUGUCGUCGGUGUUGGAGGCCUGGGACAUAUGGCCAUCCAAUUUGCUGCCAAGAUGGGCUGUCAGGUCGUGGUGUUCUCAGGCACGGACAGUAAAAAAGAUGAGGCGCUCAAGUUGGGCGCUGCCGAAUUCUAUGCGACCAAGGGCGUCAAAGAGUUGAAGAUCUCUGCCCCCAUCGACAACCUCCUUGUGACCACCAGUAGCCAGCCAGAUUGGCAGCUCUACCUGAACGUCAUGGCUCCUAAUGGUGUCAUCUCCCCACUCACUGUAGACGCCAACGACCUCAAAAUACCGUACAUGCCACUGCUUGUGAAUGGUCUUCGGGUGCAAGGAGGCAUCGUGUCCUCAAGACAAAUCCACCGGGAUAUGCUCGCAUUUGCUGCCUUCCACGGCAUCAAGCCCAUCAACAUGACCUUCCCUCUGACUCUGGAUGGCGUGAAACAAAGCCUCCAGACCCUGGAGCAAGGCAAAAUGCGAUACCGGGGAGUUCUCGUGGCUUAA